This is a messenger RNA of Epinephelus fuscoguttatus (brown-marbled grouper), 6568 nucleotides long. RefSeq lists its product as uncharacterized. Gene Ontology annotation, molecular function: zinc ion binding; protein binding. Bases 151 to 3651 code for a protein of 1166 amino acids. Lineage: Eukaryota; Metazoa; Chordata; Actinopteri; Perciformes; Serranidae. The transcript has 4 exons. The record is from RefSeq and is a predicted model, not a curated record.
GCAGAGCUGCAGUGGAGACAAGUCUCUGUGUUUCUCUCUACACAAACAUUCAACUGAAUCCAGCAGGUUUUCAUCAACAGCAAACUCUGGUGAGUUCACUGACCUACAGAGACAACAGGAAACUGAAGAUUCCGUCAUAAGAGUGUCGAUAUGUCUGCUGCCAGCUGUCUGCUGACUGAAGAUCAGUUUCUGUGCUCCAUCUGUCUGGAUGUGUUCACUGAUCCAGUCACCACACCAUGUGGACACAACUUCUGUAAAACCUGCAUCACUGAACACUGGAGUACUAAUGUCCCCUAUCAGUGUCCAAACUGUAAAGAGGUUUUCCACCAAAGACCUGAGCUGCGGGUCAACACUUUAAUAUCUGAGAUAGCUGCUCAGUUCAGACAGUCAGCUCAACAGAAAGCCAGCAGCAGCAGCUCAGAGCAACAAGUUUCCAAACCAGGAGAAGUUCCCUGUGACGUCUGCACUGGAACCAAACUGAAGGCCCUGAAGUCCUGCCUGGUGUGUCUGGAAUCCUACUGUGAGACUCACCUGGAGCCUCAUCUGACAAGAUCAGGCCUGAAAAGACAUCAGCUGAUCGACCCUGUGGAGAACCUGGAAGGCAGGAUGUGUCUGAAGCACGAUAAACUGCUGGAGCUGUUCUGUAAGACCGACCAGAUGUGUGUCUGCAUGCUCUGUGCUGUUUCAGACCACAAGACACAUGAUGUUGUUCCUCUGAGAGAAGAAUAUGAAGGAAAGAAGGCCGAGCUGGGGAAGACAGAGGCUGAAAUUCAGCAGAUGAUCCAGAAGAGACGACUGAAGAUUGAGGAGAUCAAACACUCAGUGGAGCUCAGUGAAGAAGAUGCAGACAGAGAGAUAGCAGAUGGUGUUCAGGUCUUCACCGCUCUGAAGGAGUCUGUUGAGAGAAGCCAGGCCGAGCUCAUGGACACCAUCAAAGAGAAGCAGAGAAAGACAGAGAAACAGGCUGAAGGCUUCAUCAAAGAGCUGGAACAGGAAAUCUCUGAGCUGAAGAAGAGGAGCACUGAGGUGGAGCAGCUCUCACGCUCUGAAGACCACCUCCACUUCCUCCAAAGCUUCAUGUCCCUGAACACUGCUCCACCCACCAAGGACUGGACAGAGGUCAGCGUCUGUCCACCUUCAUAUGAGGAGACUAUGAAGAGAGCUGUGAGUCAGCUGGAGGAGACACUCAGUAAACAGAUGAAAAAGCUGUUGGCUAAGGCCAAGCUGAAGCGGAUCCAGCAGUCUGCAGUGGAUGUGACACUUGAUCCUGAUACAGCACAUCCCAACCUCAUCCUGUCUAAUGAUGGAAAACAAGUUAAACAUGGUUAUGUAAAGAAGAAUCUCCCAGACAAACCAGAGAGAUUUUUUCCACGUCUUAAUGUCUUAGCAAAGCAGAGUUUCUCUUCAGGAAGAUUUUAUUAUGAGGUUCAGGUUAAAGGGAAGACUAAGUGGCAUUUAGGAGUGGCCAGAGAGUCGAUCAACAGGAAGGGACAGAUCACACUGAGCCCUCAGAAUGGUUUCUGGACGAUAUCUUUGAGGACUGACAACAGGUACUAUGCUCGUGCUGGCCCUGAUAUCCAUCUGUCUCUGGAGUCUCGGCCUGAGAAGGUGGGGGUGUUUGUGGAUUAUGAGGAGGGUCUGGUCUCCUUUUAUGAUGUUGAUGCUGCAGCUCUUAUCUACUCCUUUACUGGCUGCUCCUUCACUGAGAAACUCUACCCAUACUUCAGUCCCCGUCUUAAUGAUGUUGGUAAAAACUCCGCCCCUCUGAUCAUCUCUCCUGUCAGUCAUGACCAGAGAGUUGGAGGGAGACGGUGUGGUUUUACGCCAGACCAGCUCACUCGUUGUUCAACUGAGUGGUUGGAGCAGAGCUGCAACGUCACAUUUCCUGAAACGAAACUUAAAGUCAGUGUGAGUGAGAGCAGAGCUGCAGUGGAGACAAGUCUCUGUGUUUCUCUCUACACAAACAUUCAACUGAAUCCAGCAGGUUUUCAUCAACAGCAAACUCUGAGUGUCGAUAUGGCUGCUGCCAGCUGUCUGCUGACUGAAGAUCAGUUCCUGUGCUCCAUCUGUCUGGAUGUGUUCACUGAUCCAGUCGCCAUACCAUGUGGACACAACUUCUGUAAAACCUGCAUCACUGAACACUGGAGUACUAAUGUCCCCUAUCAGUGUCCAAACUGUAAGAAGGUUUUCAGCACCAGACCUGAGCUGCAGGUCAACACUUUGAUCUCUGAGAUGGCUGCUCAGUUCAGACAGUCAGCUCAACAGAAAGCCAGCAGCAGCAGCAGCAGCUCAGAGCAACAAGUUUCCAAACCAGCAGAAGUUCCCUGUGACGUCUGCACUGGAACCAAACUGAAGGCGCUGAAGUCCUGCCUGGUGUGUCUGGUCUCCUACUGUGAGACUCACCUGGAGCCUCAUCUGACAAUGUCACGCCUGAAGAAGCAUCAGCUGAUCGACCCUGUGGAGAACCUGGAAGACAGGAUGUGUCUGAAGCACGAUAAACCGCUGGAGCUGUUCUGUAAAACUGACCAGAUGUGUGUCUGCAUGCUCUGCACUGUUUUAGACCACAAGACACAUGAUGUUGUUCCUCUGAGAGAAGGAUAUGAAGGAAAGAAGGCCGAGCUGGAGACUGAAAUUCAGCAGAUGAUCCAGAAGAGACGACUGAAGAUUGAGGAGAUCAAACACUCAGUGGAGCUCAGUAAGGAAGAUGCAGACAGAGAGAUAGCAGAUGGUGUUCAGGUCUUCACCGCUCUGAAGGAGUCUGUUGAGAGAAGCCAAGCCGAGCUCAUGGACACGAUCAAAGAGAAGCAGAGAAAGACAGAGAAACAGGCUGAAGGCUUCAUCAAAGAGCUGGAACAGGAAAUCUCUGAGCUGAAGAAGAGGAGUACUGAGGUGGAGCAGCUCUCACGCUCUGAAGACCACCUCCACCUCCUCCAAAGCUUCACGUCCCUGAACACUGCUCCACCCACCAAGGACUGGACAGAGGUCAGCGUCCGUCCACCUUCAUAUGAGGGGACUGUGAGGAGAGCUGUGAGUCAGCUGGAGGAGACGCUCAGUAAACAGAUGAAGAAGCUGUUUGAGGUCGAGCUGAAGAGGGUCCAGCAGUCUGCAGUGGAUGUGACACUUGAUCCUGAUACAGCACAUCCAAAACUCAUCCUGUCUGAGGAUGGAAAACAAGUUAAACUUGGUUAUGUAUCGAAGAAUGUCCCAGACAAUCCAGAGAGAUUUGAUUAUUGUGUUAAUGUCUUAGCAAAGCAGAGUUUCUCUUCAGGAAGAUUUUAUUAUGAGGUUCAGGUUAAAGGGAAGACUAAGUGGACUUUAGGAGUGGCCAGAGAGUCGAUCAACAGGAAGGGAAAAAUCCCAGUAAACCCUCAGAAUGGUUACUGUUUAAUAUCUUUGAGAAAUGACGAGUACUACGCUCGUGCCGGCCCUGAUAUCCGUCUCUUUCUGGAGUCUCGGCCUGAGAAGGUGGGGGUGUUUGUGGAUUAUGAGGAGGGUCUGGUCUCUUUUUAUGAUGUUGAUGCUGCAGCUCUUAUAUACUCCUUUACUGACUGCUGCUUCACUGAAAAACUCUAUCCAUUCUUCUGUCCCUGUCUUCAUGAUGAUGGUAAAAACUUUGCCCCUCUGAUCAUCUCUCCUGUCAAUCAUGAGUAGAACAACCACUAGAUUUUUUGAGGCUCAUUUUCCCGUUUUAGCAACAACCUUCUAUUUUUAACUUUGAGCACAAAAUUAUUUGUCAAAAAAUAUUUGACUAACAGUGUCGCUAAUCAACAUUGUCAGGACAUGACUCAGAAAAAUAUGACUCAAAACAGAAUUUCUCUUUAAUACAGUUGAGACUUUCUGGAAUAUGUUCAUAUGAUUGUUUGUUUUUGUGAAAGAUCUUUGGUGAGUUUUCUGCACAUUCCUAAAUUCAUUAAACAAGAAUUCAUAACAUGACACACUAACAAGAUGCUUUGGUGGCUUUUUAUGAUUCGCGCUGUCAGAGGCAUUAUGUUUUAAAGGGAUAGUGCACCCAAAAAUGAGAAUUCAGCCAUUAUCUACUCACCCAUAUGCCGAGGGAGGCUCAGGUGAAGUUUUAGAGUCCUCACAUCACUUGCAGAGAUCCAAGGGGAGAGGAGGUAGCAACACAACUCCACCUAAUGGAGGCUGACGGCGCCCCAGAUUCAAACGUCCAAAAACACAUCAUUGAAACCACAAAAUAUCUCCAUACUGCUCGUCCGUAGUGAUCCAAGUGUCCUGAAGCCCCGACAUAAAAAGUUGUGCGCUUGCGCGAGACCGUGAGACAUGGGCACUGCCUUCAUGUGUGUUCACAUGCUUUCGCUGGUCUCAUGCGCAUAAAAAUUGUUGGAUUUUGGUGCAGUUAUUGAAUUUCCCUCAGGCCUUAAAUGCAACACUUAUUUUAUAUUUUCUCUUGUUGUCACUGUCCCAUCAGAACCCUUUAAUUUAACCAGCUAAAUGUUUUAUUUCCUGUUGGCUCAGAAUAAAAUGCAAUCCACAAUAAUUAGUAAACAUUAACUAUAUUAAAUAGUCACGUAUUAAUACCUAAAAUCCUCCUUUAAAUAUUCAUAAAGAGUCCAGAGGACUCUGCAGCACGACGCAUGUGCAGCACCAAACCGCAUUUCACAUUUAUUUAAAUUAAUCAUCAGAGCCGUGUCGUGGGAGAUGUAAACAUUAUCUGGAGAGGAGUUUUGGUUUAUAAAGACAUGUGGAAGUGGGGAAGCAAUUCGGCGUCUGUCUGUGCUCGCACCGGGCAGUCGGUGAACCGGAAACAGCCAGAGAGUUGGAGGGAGACGGUGUGGUUUUACGCCAGACCAGCUCACUCGUUGUUCAACUGAAUGGUUGGAGCAGAGCUGCAACGUCACAUUUCCUGAAACGAAACUUAAAGUCAGUGUGAGUGAGAGCAGAGCUGCAGUGGAGACAAGUCUCUGUGUUUCUCUCUACACAAACAUUCAACUGAAUCCAGCAGGUUUUCAUUUUCUAUUUACUCUCACGCACUGUUGUUCAAAAAGACCUUCUCCUCUUCUCUUUCCUUUUUUAUUUACUUAUCCUCCUUUUGUUUCCACUGUACUUUAUUUUUUUUUUUACGUGAAAUCAGUGUCAUUGUGUGUUGAACCUGUACCUCCAUGGACUUUCAAGGUUGGGGUGGGAGAUGACGAGAGGGAUGUUUGUUCAGAAAAGUUUCAACUGUAAUUUUGUGUGAUUUGCAGUUAUCCUUUAAUAAAAAGGAUGAGUAAACAAAUAAAUCCCAGUGCAAUGUAAUAAGUUAGAAGCAAAAAAAGCAAAAUAUAAUAAAAAGGGUGAACGGCUGAUUCCACAUUAUUGACCGAUAGAGGCAAAGAUAUUGCACACGUCAGCAUGUACUGAUAUUGCUCCUGAUAGAUGGUUGUAAACAGUGAAAAGUAAAAGCAAGAUAUAAAUAAAGCUGCAAGCUGCAAUUCUGGGGUUCAAGCCAACAUGGACCUUUAAAACUUGAAAGCUGGGUAAGAUGAAGACCUUUGACAAUUUAGGACGCCUGCAUUAAAGAUAAACAACAUGUUUUAUGACAAUCAGACAGAUGCUCAGUCAUUUACGUCCAAAUCUCUACCGAGCCACGCUCUUCUUUGGAAGCUCUCUAGCUUCCUAUUGGUCAGCUGCAGAGACAUUUUGGGGACAUGCUUUAAUGGCUUAGUUAAAAAAAGUCCACUGAGUUUGGUGACGUUUGAACAAACCCACACUGAUUUAAGGCCAAAUUUUGCGAAAGGUCAUAGACAAAUGUCAAAUAAUGACGGACAAUUAGAAAAGCUUAAAGGUUUUGGCCUUUCCCUUAGCUGCUCUAUUGGCUCUUCCUACACCUCUUGUUCUUUUUCUCCUUUUUUUUCAUUUAAUUAUUAUUAUUAUUAUUAUUUUUUCAUUUUAUUUUACUUUAUUCAUUUAUUAAAGUCCCUUAGAUGAGGAUGUUUCACUCAGAUUUUCUUUGAUGGACUCCACUGAAUAAUGACAGACAAUUAGAAAAGCUUAAGGGGUUCGCUUCUUCUCUUAGUUGCCCUGUUGGCUUCUCUUACUACACCUCUUCUUUUUAUCUUUUUUUUUUCCGUUUAAUUACCAUUAUUUUCAUUUUUUUUUUCAUUAAUGUACCUUAGAUGGGGAUGUUUUUCUCGGAUUUCCUUUGAUGGACUCUGUCCAGUAAUGACGGACAAUUGGAAAAGCAUAAAAGUUUUGGCUUUUCCCUUAGUUGCUCUAUUGAUUUUUAUUACUAUCCCCCCUUUUACCUCUAUAUUAGUUUUGUUCUUUCUUCUCUUUUUUGUUAUUUUUUAAAAAUAUGUAAAAGAAAAGGAAGGAAAAAUAUAAAUCCCUUUACUGGAGAAGAGAAACCUGUGACUUAGGUUGUUGUCAAUUAAAUGUGAACCCAUAUGCACACAAUUAUACAACACAGCGUAUGUGCGCAGGAGUAUGUCUUUGAUUUGAUUUUGUAAAUAAGGGGGUCUAGAUAGUUGUUAUUGUGUAAUGAGUAGUUUGAAAAUAAUGAGAUGAUAAAAUGAAAAGAAAACACACAAUCUCUUUGUUCAUUAUUGUGUCUUUUAGGUUAGGUUUA